Messenger RNA from Hibiscus syriacus, 1092 nucleotides. RefSeq lists its product as uncharacterized. Lineage: Eukaryota; Viridiplantae; Streptophyta; Magnoliopsida; Malvales; Malvaceae. Bases 221 to 997 code for a protein of 258 amino acids. The transcript is spliced from 7 exons. The record is from RefSeq and is a predicted model, not a curated record.
AGUAAGAAAGAUUCGCAUAUUUAGGUUGGAAAAUCGGAAAAUAAAUCUCCAUUCCUAUCCCUUUGCAAGAAUCCACCCUUUUGUUUUCCGAUUUAAUUAAAUUUGUCCCGCAUACACUGACUAUCACAAUUACUCCAAAUAAUAAAUCAAUUUCCAAUUCCUAAACCCCAACGUUAGACUUUCAUAGGAACAGAAAGGAUUUUUGACUUUUUUAUGAUUAAUGGCUGCGAGUGCGAAUCCGACGGGGAAUUAUCAGGAAGGUUCGUCGAACCAGAACGUAACGCCUCCUCCACCUCCACCAGCUAAUGGCGUUUCCGUCAAUUCGAACAAUAGCGGGGGCAAUACAUCCGCCGCCGCCGUCUCGGCUGAUACUCAGUCCGCGUUGAGGCACAACCCUGGCAUCUCCCUCGACUGGACUCCUGAAGAACAAACGAUGCUUGAAGAUUUGCUUGUCAAGUAUGCCUCAGAUUCAACCAUAGUCCGGUACGCUAAAAUUGCAAUGCAGUUGAAGGACAAAACAGUUCGGGAGGUGGCCCUGCGGUGUAGAUGGAUGUCUAAAAAGGAAAAUGGCAAACGAAGGAAAGAGGAUCAUAAUUCAGCAAGGAAAAAUAAAGACAGAAGGGAAAAAGGUACAGACUCUUCAGCAAAGUCUACGCCUCAUUUAGCAGCUCGAUCUAAUUGUCCUGCAUAUGCUCUACCAAUGAUCCCGAUGGACAACGAUGAUGGCAUCCCAUAUGAAGCCAUUGGUGGUGUCACGGGAGAGUUGUUUGAACAAAAUGCUCAAAUGUUUAAUCAGAUUUCUGCUAAUUUCACAGCUUUCCAGGUACAUGACAAUAUAAAUCUCUUAUGCAAAGCACGGGACAACAUCCUCACGAUCAUGAAUGAUUUGAAUGACCUGCCAGAAGUAAUGAAGCAAAUGCCUCCACUUCCGGUCAAGGUAAACGAAGAACUUGCCAACAACAUCCUCGGUCAUUCAUCGCCUCGGAUGAAAUCAUGAUUCGGGAGGGGGGAUGCUUACCUAUAUCCAACCAUUUGUCUCAGAGCCAGGGAAUCAAGUAAAAUAUGAAAAAAUAAGGUAAAAAAAUGAAGAAA